AUGGGAGCUAAAUUGUUUGGUCCGGGAAGUGUAUUAAUAAUUACAACCAGAGAUGUACGCGUGCUUAAUUUAGUUAAGGUUGACUAUGUAUGUACAAUGAAGGAAAUGGACGAAAAGGAGUCCCUUGAGCUUUUCAGUUGGCAUGCUUUUAGACAACCUAGUCCGAUACAAGACUACUGUAAACUCUCCAAAAAAGUAGUUGCUUAUUGUGGAGGAUUACCAGUUGCUCUUGAAGUCCUUGGUUCAUACUUAUAUGAGAGGACAAAACAAGAAUGGAUAAGUGUACUCUUGAAAUUAGAGAGAAUUCCCAAUGAUCAAGUGCAAGAGAAACUGAGAAUUAGCUACGAUGGUUUAAAGGAUGAUAUGGAAAAAGAUAUAUUUCUUGACAUAUGUUGUUUCUUUAUAGGCAAGGAUAGAGCCGAAGUUACAGAGAUACUAAAUGGCUGUGGACUUUAUGCAAAUAUUGGAAUAAGUGUUCUCAUAGAGCGGAGCCUUGUAAAAAUUGAAAAGAAUAACAAGCUUGGAAUGCAUUGUUUGAUAAGAGACAUGGGAAGAGAAAUUAUUCGUGAAAGUUCUGCAAAAGAGCCUGGGAAGCGUAGUAGAUUGUGGUUUCAUGAGGAUGUGCAUGACAUUUUGACAAAACAUACUGUAAGAACUUUUCCGUAUUAA
Messenger RNA from Medicago truncatula (barrel medic), 669 nucleotides. Its product is annotated as disease resistance protein RUN1. The record is from RefSeq and is a predicted model, not a curated record. Gene Ontology annotation, molecular function: ADP binding. Gene Ontology annotation, biological process: defense response. NCBI's taxonomy places the organism in Eukaryota, Viridiplantae, Streptophyta, Magnoliopsida, Fabales, Fabaceae. The transcript has a single exon. The coding region runs from base 1 to 669 and encodes 222 amino acids.